Salarias fasciatus (jewelled blenny) is the source of this 4209-nucleotide messenger RNA. RefSeq names its product NACHT, LRR and PYD domains-containing protein 3-like. Lineage: Eukaryota; Metazoa; Chordata; Actinopteri; Blenniiformes; Blenniidae. The coding region runs from base 197 to 3718 and encodes 1173 amino acids. The transcript is spliced from 13 exons. Gene Ontology annotation, molecular function: protein binding. The record is from RefSeq and is a predicted model, not a curated record.
AGGGCGGAAGUCGGCGGACAGGGUGCAGAUAAACCUUCUUUGGCAGCGUCCUGAAGCGUUGGCGCAGUGGAAAGAGACCCCGUCAGACGGAGGAGAGGAUGAGGUUCUGCAGCUCACUGCAGGUUUAUUUCAUCACGUUCCGUGUGGCCGAGGUCUGCAUGUAGGAGCGGGAGCUCCCUCACAGGGAUGUCUGAAGAUGCUGAAUGAGGAGGAAGAGGAGGACGGAGCUGACUCUCUGUCCAUGAAGAGUGGCCGAUCCAAAGAUGUUCCUCUCGUCUACGGGACUGAACCUGGAGCCUCAGACUCAAAAGGUCAGAAAGUGAGACACAGAGCAGAGUGUUCAGCAUCCAGCAGGUCGUCUCUGAAAAGAGAUCGGCCCCAAGAUCGUCCAGCAGACUUCAGUGGUGAAAGCGGACCUUCAGGCUCAAAAGAGAAGAGGACGAGUGAUGUGGGACACCAGGCCUGCAGACAGUGCAGCAGCUCACACUGGGACCAGGGUUCUUCAUCAGGAGCCUCCGGCUGUCCUCAGUGUGCAGAAAGAUCUGGAAGAAGAGCUGCUCAGAGUGUGGGUCUGCAGCAGCUUCUCCAAGAGCAUAAGAAGAGUCUGAGGAGGAGAUGUGAACGUGUGACUGAAGGCAGUGAUGCAGCAGGAGGAGGAAGGCCUCUCAGCAGGAUCUACACUGAGCUCCACAUCACAGAGGGACUCAGUGAGGAGCUUCAGAGGGAGCCGGAGCUGAAGCAGCUGGAGACGGCUUCCAGGAAGGAGAGCCUCCGUCACACUGCCAUCAGGGUUCAGGACAUCUUCAGAGCCUCGGCCCAGCAGCACACACACAUCCGAGUGGUUGUGACCAGCGGCGUGGCCGGCAGCGGAAAAACCUUCUUGGUGCACAAGUUCAGUCUGGACUGGGCCGAGGGCCUGGAGAACCAGGAUGUGGGGGUGCUGGUGGUGCUCUCCUUCAGGGAGCUGAACCUGCUGGGAGAGCGGCCGUACAGCCUCCUCUCGCUGCUGGCUGUUUUCCAUCCCACGCUCCAGAAGCUGACGGCAGAGGAGCUGGCCGUCUGCAAGCUGCUCUUCAUCUUUGACGGUCUGGAUGAAAGCAGACUUUCUCUGGACUUCAGCGGCAGCCGGCGGCUGCUUGACAUCUCCCAGCAGUCUUCAGUCGGCGAGCUGCUCACUAACCUCAUCCAGGGGGAUCUGCUGCCCUCGGCUCGGGUCUGGAUCACUUCCCGACCGGCGGCGGCCCAUCAGAUCCCUCCAGCAUGUGUGGACAGACUGACAGAAGUGCGAGGCUUCACUGACGCCCAGAAGGAGGAGUACUUCAGGAAGAGGCUGAGUAAAAACAAGCUGCGCAAAAGAGUCAUCUCCCACAUCCAGACCUCCAGGAGCCUCCACAUCAUGUGUGGAAUCCCAGUCUUCUGCUGGAUCACUGCCACAGUUCUGGAGCACAUGUUGAGCACAGAGCCGAGAGGAGAGCUGCCCCGGACCCUGGCUGACAUGUAUACCCACUUUACCCUGAUUCAGAUGCAGAGAAAGCAGCUCCAGCACCAUGAAGGACAUGAGACGGGUCCACAGGAGCUGACGGAGGCUGACGGCGAGCUUCUUCUGAACCUCAGCAGGAUGGAGUUUGAACAUCUGGAGGAUGGAAAGGUCACGCUCCAGCAAGUCCUAGAGCGGUGCGGCCUGGAUGUGAGCAAAGUCUCUCUGUACUCAGUUUGUACUCAGAUCCUGCUGAGCAUUCAGGAGUUUCUGGCUGCGGUCGACAUGUUCUUCUGGUUGGCCUACAAGAAGAAAUGUAUACCUCUUACCGUCCUGGCAGGGGAUGAUCACGACUUCCCUUCUCUGAACAACUUCCUGGAGAUCAUGGUGCUGAAAUGCCUCAGAAGUCAGAACGGCAUCCUGGACCUGUUUGUCCGUUUGCUUCAUGGCCUCGCUCUGAGAUCCAACUGGAGACACUUAAAAUUCCUGCUGGGUCGGACAAGGAGCAGUCCAGAAACCGUCCGGAGAGUGAUGAAGAAGCUGAAGGAGAUCAGCAGUGAUGAAACAUCUCUUGACAGCAGAAUGAAGAUCUUCCACUGUGUGACGGAGAUGGAGGAGCUGUCAGUCCAUCAGCAGAUCCAGGAGUUCCUGAAGUCGGAGAAAGUCUCCGACAGGGAAUUCCCUGACAGCCACUGCUCAGCUCUGGCCUGCAUCAUGCAGACGUACGGCCUGGUCCUGGACGAGUUUCACCUGAAGGAGUACAACGCAUCAAUAGCGGGAAGAUUGAGCCUUAUGUCAACUAUGAAGAACUGCAGAAAGGCUUUCGUUAAUGACUUUGUCCUCCCUAUUUGUCAAUAUGAAGCGAUCGCCACAGUUCUGAAGUGCGACUCCUCCCAUCUGAAACAUCUGGACCUGAAGAGCUCCUACCUGCUGGACCCGCUCACGAAUGUCCUCUGUGCUGGACUGGAGAGUCCAAACUGUAAACUGGAGACUCUGGGGUUGUUCCGCUGCAGGAUUCCAGACCCCAGCUGUCCUCCUCUUUCCACUCUGAAGUCCAACCCCUCCCUCCUGAAACACCUGAAACAUCUGGACCUGAGUUUUAACAGGCUGAACGAUUCAGCCAUUGAGCGGCUGCGUGGUGUUCUGGAGAGUCCACUCUGCGUUCUGGAGACUCUAAUUUUGAUGAGAUGCUGGUUGUCAGAGACCAGCUGCUCUUCUCUGGUCUCAGCUCUGACGUCCAACCCCUCCCUCCUCAAACAUCUGAACCUGGCUCAAAACGAGCUGCCGGAUUCAGCCGUGGAGCAGCUGUGUGGUUUGCUGCAGAAUCCACUCUGUGUUCUGGAGACUCUGGGGUUGAUUGGCUGCUUGCAGUCAGAGACCAGCUGUUGUUCCGUGACCUCAGCUCUGAAGUCCAACCCCUCCCAUCUGAAACAUCUGGAGCUGAAUGUAACCAAGCAGCUGGAUCCCAAUGUAACCAAGCAGCUGGAUCCAGCAGUUGAGCAUCUGUGUGGAUUUCUGGAGAGUCCACUCUGUCGCCUGGAGACUCUGAUGUUUAGGGCCUGUGAGAUCAGCUGUUGUUCUGUGGCCUCAGCUCUGAAGUCCAACCCCUCGUUCCUCAAACAUCUGAACCUGCGUAUGAACCAUCUGCAGGAUUCAGCAGCUGAGCAGCUGUGUGGAUUCCUGGAGAGUCCACUCUGUCGUCUGGAGACUCUGAAUUUGAACAGCUGCAAGUUGUCAGAGAUCAGCUGUUGUUCUGUGGUCUCAGCUCUGACGUCCAGCCCCUCCUUCCUGAAGCAGCUCAAACAUCUGUACCUGAAUGGGAACCGUCUGCCAGAUUCAGCAGUUGAGCAGCUGUGUGGCUUUCUGGAGAGUCCGCUCUGUAUUCUGGAGACUCUGAGUUUGGACGGCUGCUUUUUGUCAGCGAUCAGCUGUUAUUCUGUGGCCUCAGCUCUGAAGUCCAACCCCUCCCUCCUCAAACAUCUGAACUUCAGUUGCAACCAUCUGCACGAUUCAGCGUUUCAGCAGCUGUGUGGAUUUCUGCGGAGCCCACUCUGUCGUCUGGAGAGUCUGAGGUUGUUAAGCUGCGACUUGUCAAAGAUCAGCUCCUCUUCUCUGGUCUCUGCGCUCAUGUCCAACACCUCCCUCCAUCUGAAAUUUCUGGAUGUGACUGGGUUCUCCAUGUCGCGUUCAGAGAGGCUGCAGCUUUGUGAUCUUAUGGGGGGUUUUCCCCUCAGACUGUGAGGUCAGGAGACGGUUGGAGUGAGUCCACGCUGCUUUCAGCAGGUUCUGUACUCAACACAGUCACUGUCAGAACAAAGAUCCAGAUUGGACAGCAGAGGACACAGUCAGCCAAUCAGAGGAGCCACGGGCUCCGUGUGCCAGUCUGACAGUGGUGGUCCUUCAUGGAAGCUGGGGAACACUGGACCACCAAAACUGGUGGUGGGGAAGGUCAAACAUUGAUCACGUUGAUGUCGUGUUUGCUCUCUGAAGGAGUCCUGGACCUGACACUAGGUGGAGUCGCUCUCAGUGCUCCAUCUGACAUGUUUCUGUCUUCAUGUGUUUUCAUGUCAUGCUGAAUUUCCAUGUUGUGAGCACAUUUCCACAAUAAAGGGACACUUUGUGGUGAUUAUUGAUCUGUUGAUACCAUCAUCAUUGUUGCACCAUGUGAUUCACAGUUAUUCACACACCCUCAAUCAUUGUCUCCAUCUACACUUUUGUCAUUCAUUGAAAAC